AUGCAAUCACUAUACAACAAGUUAGGACCCGAGGGACGAAGCUUGGUUGGGUUCACUGACGAAUCAUCGUUCGAACAUCAGGUUCCCACCCAGUUGGACUACCUGUUUGAUGAACUGGUCCAUCCAAAACCGUCUACAACCCCUCAGAAAGUGUUAUCGUAUUUGGCUUAUUAUUACCCAAAGAUCAAAAAUGAGGGCAACAUCGAGCUGUUAACGUACUCGUUUUUGAAAUGUCCGUUGUUCUUCUCGAAUCUGCAAUCCUUGUCGUUCAUGGACCAUUAUCGUGUGCUCGAAUGCUUCAAAUUCGUCAUGGACAAAAAGUUCCAGGUUAGUCAGCCAACACUGCCGUUCUACAAGUUCUACAACUCGUUAUUCCGUGUCCUGGCUUCAGAAGCGUUGGAUCCUGCAAAUUCCUGGAAAUCUCUUCCAAUAGCCGUCGGAUGCUUGCUUUCUGUCGACUCCAGAAAAGAGUACGAUAACUACCCGGAAAUGUACCAAUUGAUAUCGCAGAUCGACCAGAAACUGCUGGACAUCACCGUCGCUGCGAUCGAGUCCAAUUUCCGCGGCCCAAUGCUUUUGGAUCCGCUGUACUUGAACGUUGUCGCUCUCGCUUGUAUCAACGACAAACUGGGACAGGAUCAACUGAGAAAAGUCAUUGUGGUGAGACCCGAUCUCCCUCGUCUGAUCAACGAUCUCGUGGUGCACUCCAACUAUGGACUCAGCAACGGACACGUCUUCAGUUUGACCGACGUGUUUGCACAAUGUCCAGCACUCAACCAUCUGAGCAGGAUCUCUUUCCUGUUUUGCAAAAUCGUGUCUUUGCAUCCAAAUACAACUUUAUUGGCAGACCAGCUGGACCUGAUUCUUAACCAAAUGCUCACGCUAAGCGAGACUGUUUCUCAACUUGGGGAGCCAAACGAACAACAAUGGGUUCUACUGCGGACCCUUCUGUUUGCUCAGGUGAUGCUGUUUGAAAGCGUGCUUUCCAGAUUUGUCCACAUAAAUAGCCAACCACUGGCACAACAGCUCAUGCCGACUUUCAGCAGAAAGAUCAUGUCGAUCUUGUUCAAUCUCAACUUUGUCGUGGAUAAGAUCGGUACCGGUGGGUUUGAAGCGUACAACUUUGUCUACGACCUGUGUCUCAACUCCAUCAUCAAUUACGAUAUCCCCACCGCCGAGCUUCUGAUCAAUUGCUGGACAAGUAACAUCCAGUUUGGCAAGAUUAGCACUUCCCAAAUGGACCGCGCCAAGCUUCUGUUUGACCUCCAGUUCGUGGAGAAUGUGAUCAACCUCAUUUCAGACGAUCUCAAGUUCAACUGCAUCAUUCCUAUUGUUCGCAAUCUGAUCAACACCGCCAGCGACCAGGACGUCUUGGAGGCAGCACAUUCGGUGAUGAUCAAGUUCUUUACGAUCCUCGACUCGUUCAAUGAACACUCCACAAACGUCAACUACCAUGCGAACAUGGAGAAAGUGAAAACAAGCAUGUUGGACUACCUAACUUUGGCUCUAGACCAGUUCCCAGAACGGUUGUCUUUGAAUCAAAUUGGAAUUGUGGUGGAAACACUCACAAAGAUCGCGUUCCCAAACUCGCCGUUGUAUGAGUCGGAACCAGAACUCAGUAGGGAGAUGUUACUUCUUCUCUACAACAGAUGUCAAGUGGUGAGUAAUAGACCGCUUCCAAACUCGACAGAGUUCCCAAAAACACUCCAAUCAGCUUUCCUCACUCUUCUCAUCCGCGUGAUCCCAUUGAUCUCGUUUACUGAGUACGAACAGUGGCUGGAGAGAACGUUCAUACUGAUCUGCCGCAACACCAACGACGAAAAACUUCAUCUGGUCGAUAAACUAUGGGACGCCAUUCUGGCUACAAACAAGUAUUAUCCACAAAAAGGUUAUAUAGGUAUCAAUUGGUGGUACGAACACGUGAAUCAAGAGGCGCGUGAAAAGGCUAAACUAUGA
Molecule: messenger RNA, 1956 nt
Organism: Ogataea philodendri
Lineage: Eukaryota; Fungi; Ascomycota; Pichiomycetes; Pichiales; Pichiaceae
Exons: 1
Coding region: 1-1956 (651 amino acids)
Source: RefSeq, a predicted model, not a curated record